Molecule: messenger RNA, 1516 nt
Organism: Aegilops tauschii subsp. strangulata
Lineage: Eukaryota; Viridiplantae; Streptophyta; Magnoliopsida; Poales; Poaceae
Product: putative F-box protein At1g12855
Molecular function (GO): protein binding
Source: RefSeq, a predicted model, not a curated record
AGAGCAGCCCAAGUUACACAUCCGUGAGAACUGGGACAAGAGGAAGGAAAGACCUACCUCCGCCGCGUCCGCCGUCACCGCCACCCCUCUACCACCACCGACCUCCCACUCCCAGCCGGGCCGGCGACCAUGGCGGACGCCGCAGGUGCGACUCCCCUCCUCCCCGGCCUCCCGGACGAGAUCGCCAUCUGGGAGAUCCUCGUCCGCCUGCCCCCCAAAUCCCUCCUCCGCAGCCGCGCCAUCAGCCCCGCAUGGCGCCGCGCCACCUCCACCCGCGGCUUCCUCCUGUCCCACCACGCCCGCCAGCCCGCCCUCCCCCUCCAGUACACCCACAGCAACGUCGCCGACGGCGGCGAGUCCCUGGACGUCGUCCCCUUCAACCACCGUGCAGGGGUCGCCGCCGCCGACCGGUUCCAGUGCGUCGCGAGGCUGAAAACGGCUCCCGUCCUAACGAGUUCAUGCGUCCGUGCUCCUCGCUUCUAUCUCGAGGCCUCCUGCGACGGCCUCCUCGUGCUCUCCAUCGAAUUUGACGACAUCUGCAUCUGCAACCCGGCAACUCGACAGUACGCAGCUCUCCAGCAGGUUCGUGGAUUCAGGCCCGUGGAGUUGUACCCCCACCCCUCUACCGGUGACUACCAGCUGUUGUUGUACCAGGAUGAAGAUCAAGGUGCCAUCUACAUUUUCACAGUAGGCUCUGGCCAGCCGCCGAGGCACAUAGGGUGCCCUGACCCGAACGAACUGGAAGAUUGCCCCGGACUCCUGUUCCAUGGUAGCCUGUAUUGGUACAUAGGCAACCGGAUAAUGGUAUUCGACACCACCGCCGAGUCGUUCCGGCAGAUCCGUGCUCCGGUGGCCAGUGACCACGCCCGACUAUUUGAGAUGGGUGAUAUGCUUGGUGUCUCGUCUCUUAAUGAUGAGGAGACAGCCAUUGAUAUCUGGGUGAUGCGGGACUACCAAGGCGAGGUCUGGGAUUUCAAGCGUCGGAUUGACUUGCCGGCCGCAGAGAUCAGGCACCAGUGUCAAUGUUCUCUCUCUGAAGAGGAUGUGAUGGUUGUGCCUGGGGACGGUGAGUUGGUCGUGCUGGUCGGUUGUAAUGGCUGGCUGUUUCAGGUUGAUGUCAAUGGCAAGUUGAUUGCUAGUUUCCAACCCAGAGGCCUCAAUUAUACUCUACAUGUGCUCAAGCAGACUCUUGUUCAACAUACCUUUUUUCUGGCACUAGAGGGUUAUGUUGUGAAUGCCUCGCCUUUUAUCUGACCAAAUGAUUAUGUUGUCAGCACUUAGAGGGCUGUUCAGUCUGGUGGUGUUUCUUAUCGGCCUAGCUCUCCGUAUCCACAUGAGCUGCAAUAUGUAUGAACUAGAUCCCGGUUAUGCUGUCAACUCGUAGCCCUUCAUCUGAGAGCUGUUGAGUGUGGUGCUGUUUCUUAUCAGCCUAGCUCUCCGUAUCAACAUGAACUGCUGUAUGUAUUAACUACUAGAUCCAAUGUUCUGUUGCAAUCCAUUCCUUUUCAUGAUUCCA